UUUCCUUUAUACUCGGUGAGUCGCAGUGCAUGCUUGUAUCGCUCCGCCGGCAGAGGAAAUGCUCCUAGACCAAUCACAUCUGUGUUUACACCAUCACCUGUCAAACAUACACCCUCUGCUAUAUUUUCUCUCUGAAAGGAGCUGAAACACACACUCACACUGAAGCGCCUACGGUAGCCGCUAACUGGACGGACUCUCUGGCAAUUGACCUUUUGCAGUGGAAUAGCGGAAUAAGUCUUGAACAAUGAGCUCAGUGGCAGUGUUGACCCCGGAGAGCUUUGCGGAGCAUCGCAGUGGCCUCAAGGACCAGGAGAUUACAGGCUGUGUCCCGGAGGAUGAGGCCUACAUCCCGACCUACCUGGAGGCCUUCCCUCCGCUGCCGGAGAAAGGGGCACCAGGGGAGAAGGCCGGGGAGCCGGCUUCAGCGUGGGGGAGCAAGAUAAGGCCCAUCAAAGCCUCUGUUAUCACCCAGGUGUUCCAUGUGCCCCUGGAGGAGCGUCGCUACAAGGACAACAGCCAGUUUGGGGAGGGCGAGGAGGCCAAAGUGUGCUUGGAUAUCAUGCAGCGGACGGGGGCGCACAUUGAGCUGUCCCUGGCCAAAGACCAGGGCCUGUCCAUCAUGGUCACCGGCAAACUGGACUCUGUCAUGAAGGCUCGCAAGGAAAUCGUAGCUCGCCUGCAGACGCAGGCCUCAGCUACAGUCGCCAUCCCCAAGGAGCACCAUCGUUUUGUCAUUGGUAAGAACGGCGAGAAGCUGCAGGAGCUGGAGCUGAAGACCGCCACCAAGAUUGCUAUUCCACGUCCUGACGACCCUAGCGCCAACAUCCGCAUCACUGGCACCAAGGAGGGCAUCGAGAAGGCUCGCCACGAAAUACUUCUGAUCUCUGCUGAACAGGAUAAGCGUGCAGUGGAGCGUCUGUCCCUGGAGAAGGCCUUCCACCCAUUCAUCGCCGGCGCCCACAACCGGCUGGUGCAGGAGCUGAGCCAGGAGACGGGCGCUCGCAUCAGCAUCCCCCCGCCCAGCCUGCCCAAGGACGAGAUCGUCAUCACCGGGGAGAAGGAGGCCGUUGCCCUGGCACUCAGCCGCAUCCGAGCCAUCUACGACGACAAGAAGAGGAAGACCACCACCAUCUCCGUAGAGGUGAAGAAGUCUCAGCAUAAGUACAUUGUAGGUCCAAAGGGCAACACCCUGCAGGAGAUCCUGGAGGCCACGGGGGUGUCUGUGGAGAUGCCCCCUCUGGACUCUGGCUCAGAGACCAUUAUCCUCAGGGGGGAGCCUGACAAGCUGGGACCGGCGCUCACGCAGGUGUACGCAAAGGCGAAGAGUGUGAUGGUGAUGGAGGUGACCGCUCCGGCCUGGCUGCAUCGCUUCAUCAUUGGCAAGAAAGGACAGAACAUCGGGCGGAUCACACAGCAGCUACCACGGGUUCACAUAGAGUUUACGGACGGUGAGGAGCGCAUCAGUCUAGAGGGGCCAACAGAGGAGGUGGAACAGGCUCAGGCUCAGAUACAAGAGAUCAUCAAGGACCUGCUGGUGAGGAUGGACUACACUGAAGUCAUCAUAGACCAGCGUUUCCACAGACACCUCAUCGGAAAGAACGGAGCCAACAUCAAUCGAAUCAAGGAGCAGUACAAAGUGUCGGUACGAAUCCCCCAGGACUCUGAACGAAGUGGCCUGGUCCGGAUAGAGGGUGACCCUAAAGGAGUCCAGCUGGCACGCAGAGAGCUCAUUGAGAUGGUCCAGAGAAUGGAAAACGAGCGCACCAAAGACCUGAUUGUGGAGCAGAAGUUCCAUCGAACAAUCAUCGGCCAGAAGGGAGAAAAGAUCAAAGAAGUUCGAGACAAGUUCCCAGAGGUCAUUAUCAAUUUCCCCGACCCGUCGCAGAAGAGUGACAUCGUCCAGCUGAGAGGGCCGAAGAACGAGGUGGAGAAAUGUGCCAAGUUCCUCCAGAAAAUCAUUGCUGACCUGAUUGAGAAUAGCUUCUCGCUCUCCGUUCCCAUCUUUAAGCAGUUUCACAAAAACAUAAUUGGUAAGGGCGGCGCCAACAUCAAAAAGAUCCGUGAAGAGACCAACACUAAGAUCGACCUGCCGACAGAGAACAGUAACUCCGAGAUGAUCAUCAUCACAGGCAAGAAGAGCAACUGUGAGGCAGCCAGAGAACGAAUUCUCGCCAUCCAGAGAGAACUGGCCAACAUUAAGGAGACGGAGGUCACCAUCCCUGCCAAGCUGCACAACUCUCUGAUCGGCUCCAAGGGCUGCCUCGUGCGCUCCAUCAUGGAAGACUGCGGCGGCGUCCACAUCCAUUUCCCCUCCGAGGGCUCCGGCUCGGACAAGGUCACCAUCAGAGGGCCCGCUGGUGAGGUGGAGAAGGCCAAAAAACAGCUGCUGCAGCUGGCUGAAGAGAAGCAAGUCAACAACUUCACAGCUGAACUUCAGGCCAAACCAGAGUAUCAUAAAUUCCUGAUCGGCCGUGGUGGGGCCAAUAUUCGCCGCGUGCGGGACAGGACGGGGGCCCGCAUCAUCUUCCCGUCGCCAGAUGACACCGAGCAGGAACUGAUCACCAUCGUAGGGAAGGAGGAAGCUGUUCGUCAGGCCCAGAAGGAGCUGGAAAGUUUAGUCAAAAACUUGGACGAUGUGGUGGAGGACAGCAUGGUAGUAGACGUUCGCCACCACCGCCACUUUGUGUGCCGAAGAGGCCAGGUGCUGCGGGAGCUGGCAGAGGAGUACGGCGGAGUAGCCGUGAGCUUCCCUCGUACGGGAGCCAACAGUCAGCGGGUCACUUUGAAGGGAGCCAAGGACUGUGUGGAGGCUGCUAAGAAACGCAUCCAGGAGAUCAUCGAGGACCUGGAGUCCCAGGUGAGUGUGGAGGUGGCCAUCCCUCAGCGUUACCACCGUGCCAUCAUGGGGCCUAAAGGUUGCCGCAUCCAGCACAUCACCAGGGAGCACGAGGUCCAAAUCAAGUUCCCCGAGAGAGACGACAGUGCUGCAGGUCAGGAAGCUCCACCACAGGAAAACGGUGAGGUCAGUCCAGAGGCAGAGUUUGUCCCCCGCAAGUGUGACAUCAUUACCAUCGGUGGGCGUGCAGAGAAGUGUGAACUGGCUAAAGCCGCCCUGCUGGCAUUGGUUCCCAUAACAGAGGACGUCGAAGUGUCUUACGAGCUGCAUCGCUACAUCAUCGGCCAGAAGGGCAGUGGGAUCAGGAAGAUGAUGGAGGAGUACGAGGUGAACAUCUGGGUGCCGCAGCCAGAGAAGCAGCUGGAUGUGAUCAAGGUGACGGGCCUGGCAGCCAACGUGGAGCGAGCCAAACAGGGUCUGCUUGAGAGGGUCAAAGAACUGCAGGCUGAGCAGGAGGACAGGGCCCUGCGCAGUUUCAAGGUAACCAUGUCUGUAGAUCCAAAGUUUCAUCCCAAGAUCAUCGGCCGCAAGGGAGCGGUCAUCUCUCAGAUCAGGAAAGACCACGACGUCAGCAUCCAGUUCCCCGACAAAGGAGAUGAGCAGCAGGAUCUGAUUGUGAUCUCCGGGUAUGAGCGUAAUGUGGAGGAGGCGCGGCAGGCCAUCCAGCAGCUGGUGGCUGAGUUGCAGGAGAUGGUGAGUCAAGAUGUCCAUCUGGACCCGAGGACCCACGCUCGCAUCAUCGGAGCUCGUGGCAAAGCCAUCCGCAAGCUGAUGGAGGAGUUCAAGGUGGAUAUCCGGUUCCCUCAACCAGGCUCCGACGAGCCCGACAAAGUGACGGUGACAGGGCUUCCUGAGACUGUCGACAACGCCAUCGACCACCUGCUCAACCUGGAGGAGGAAUAUAUGCUCAAUGUGACUGAGACGGAGACCUUGGCAGCUUACAUGAAGCCUCCAUCUCGCUAUGGAGGGGGAGGGGGAGCAGGAGUGGAUGAUAGCAGCGGGGGUCCGGCUAAGGGCUUUGUGGUGCGGGACGCCCCCUGGAACGCAGCAGGGAACAAGGCUCCUGACAUGAGCAGUGCGGAGGAUUUCCCCACAUUCGGGACAGGUGUGGCCCCGAAGCAAGCGUCCGCCUGGGGUCCCAAGAAGUUCUGAAGCCGCUCAUAUGGAGGAAAACAAAAAAAAACUUCUGUAAAGUAGAUGAUGAGAGGCAAAACAAAUCUCUAAUCAAAUUGCUGCUCGCCUUCCUCCCUCCUCCUCUUCUCGUUAGUGACCUCCCUUUGUCUCUCUUUCUCUGUAAACCCCUUGUACCGUCCUCCCACAACCAGCCACAAUGAAUUCUGGGAGAACUAUCCCUUCUUUUUUCUCUUAGUACCUCCACCUCCUCCUUCCCCCCGAGAGAGGAAAAAAAAGAACAUUGCUCUCUUCAUAGUUUUGCUGUCCGCCCUGCCUCUCGGUUGCACCACCCCUGCCGAUCUCGCUGAAACAUUUUAAAAACUCCUUUUUCACCUCUGACUGCCAAACUCUCCUCCUGAAAAUACAUCAUCACCUCACUGCAGUACAUUAGAAAUGUUUAAACUCUUCAGAAUCUGCUAAAUCCGAGAAGUGGGGUCAGAGAGCACCGGGGAAAUACCCUCGGACACCUGAAGCAAGACGCUUUCAGGGAGGUGGUGGUCAUGUAUCCAAGUAACAACAGCUAAAUCUUGGAUUUUUUUUUAUGCUCAAAAAAAGAGGGAAGUUUUACUGUGCAAGAAGAGUUCGUAAACAAUGACAUCUUUUAAGGUUCUUUUCCUGUGGUUUUUACAAGGAGGUUUCUUGUUGGCUCACCUUUCCAGUCACUAACGUGGUGCAGCAGGUGAGGCAAUAAGCUGUGUGUGUGUGUGUGUGUGUGUGUGUGUGUGUGUGUUAGUGGGUUCAGGAGAGGUUUUUCGCCCACAAGUGUUUGUAGAUGCCCUUUUUAUUUAUGUCGGAGUUGGGAGCAAAAACAGCUGCUGUAGUCGACUCACUGGAGGUUUUCUUUUUAAAUCCUGAUGAAUCAAAAUACAUGGAAGUUACUUUGUAAUGAAGGUCGUUUUGUCACAACUGUUUAUUUAUUCAAAAAGGAGCCAUUUUAUUUGAACUACUGUGAUCAUGCGUUUUUAUAAAAGCACCCACUGUAGCUUGAUGCUUACAACCUUAUGUUUGGGAGUGAAUGCUGUACGUCAGGGUUUGGGCAACAGUUGUUAUGUGUAAGUGUACAAAGAACUUUUCGCUAUUUUUUUAAACUGUGUGGGAUUUUUGUUGUUGUUGGUUUCUGGCAUAUUUGGAAGACUGUAUGUGUGUGAGUGUGUGUGUGGGUGCGCAUGAAAGUUAAGAUGUAUAUUUGAAUGAAGCUGAACCAAACUUUUA
Siniperca chuatsi (mandarin fish) is the source of this 5281-nucleotide messenger RNA. RefSeq names its product high density lipoprotein binding protein b (gene hdlbpb). The record is from RefSeq and is a predicted model, not a curated record. Gene Ontology annotation, cellular component: cytoplasm; nucleus. The coding region runs from base 245 to 4048 and encodes 1267 amino acids. Lineage: Eukaryota; Metazoa; Chordata; Actinopteri; Centrarchiformes; Sinipercidae. Gene Ontology annotation, molecular function: mRNA binding. The transcript is spliced from 28 exons.